AUGGGUAAAUGCUCGGCUUUUGAUGACUCAGACGAAGAGGAGCCAUCCCCAGAGAAGAACCUGAUUGAGGCUGCACCACUGACGGACACCCGAGCAACCGUCAAGCCUAAGGAGAAAAUCCGCGAGGAAGGGUCGAGGAAGAGGGCCGUGCAGGCGAUUGGAUCAUUCGUGACGGUUUGCGCGAACCUGGAGUGGCAAGUGGCUUCGGCCAGGAAAAAGGCCUUCAACGAGGCCAACAAAGUAAAGGACGCGGAGGCACGGGUUCAGGCCUUGACAGAGGAGAAAGGGGCCAGGAAGGCCUUGUUGAAGGUAGGGGCGGCCAAGAAAAAGAAGGAGGACAUUAGGCCGAUACUGGACAAGUACGCGGAUAGGGCCAUGAAAGGGAGGACGUCCGCGGUAAGACUGCGAUGCAAGGCUCGGAGGCACUUCCGAGACAUGGACUUCGCUCUCCUCCCAGUGAUCGAGCAGAUGUCCCAAGUUUGCCCCACCAUCACAUCGCCCGAGGACAUUCUGAACAUUCCUGGGAGCCCUUCCUUUGUUUUCAAGAUGUCGAAGGGGGUUCAAACGUCGCAAGGGCCCGACGAAGUCGAGCAGCCGAAGGACAAAGAGGCUCAGACGCCCCCGAAAGAAGGCAACUCAUCGAGCCAAAGCAAUGGCGGCACCUCAACCGAUUCCAACACCAGCAAUGGGGACAAGGGAAAGAAAACCACGUCGCCACCAACCGACCCUCCCGAGGGAAAUUCACAAGGCGUGCCACCAACUCCCGGGAAGUGGGAGACUUCAGGCAUUCCAUGGACGGAUAUGCAGUUACCCGACCCAUAUUUAGACACGAAAUCUUACCCCAUUUAUGCAGCCGUGGGCAGGGCCUUAACGGAACCCCCAGUAGACCGAGGUCGCGGAAGACUUUCCGGAUUAGAGGACCAACUGAAGGAGGCCCUGAGCGCGAUUAAGGCAUCGAAUUUAGACGAGGCUCGAAGGGCAGUCGUGAAGUUGAAGGGCGAAAACGACCGUCUAGACAGGCUGCGGAGGGACACAGAAGCAUAUUGGGAGGAUCAUAUGAAGAACUCGAUGCAGUUGGAGAUGUUAGCCAACGAGCAUCUUUGGACAUUCGAGGCCAAGAUUAGGAAAAACAAGAAAGAUAACGGUUUACCGAAGCCCGACCCUAAAGACUUCAUACCCCGUAACUAUUAUGAAAGCGUAUCGGUUCACCUUCGAAAAGCCUACACUUUGGUUGCAGUGAAAUGGGACCGCGCCUCUGAUAAGAUAGAAUCUCUACGGGCGUAUAUCGGUCAACUUCGGGCGGCUCUCGAGGGCGCGGUAUCGUUCAUUGUGGAAUCGGGAAAAAUUAUGAUUUCGUAGAGUUGUGACCCGAAUCCUGCCCCGUUAUAAAAGACGACCCUGCUUCCCCUACUCGUGAACUGAGCGUCUGAUAUAUGAG
Molecule: messenger RNA, 1438 nt
Organism: Oldenlandia corymbosa var. corymbosa
Lineage: Eukaryota; Viridiplantae; Streptophyta; Magnoliopsida; Gentianales; Rubiaceae
Source: the annotation of a GenBank genome assembly